This is a messenger RNA of Anopheles moucheti, 1013 nucleotides long. It is a transcript of the gene Prosalpha3, whose product is annotated as proteasome subunit alpha type-4. Gene Ontology annotation, biological process: ubiquitin-dependent protein catabolic process. The record is from RefSeq and is a predicted model, not a curated record. Bases 121 to 903 code for a protein of 260 amino acids. The transcript has 5 exons. Lineage: Eukaryota; Metazoa; Arthropoda; Insecta; Diptera; Culicidae. Gene Ontology annotation, cellular component: nucleus; cytosol; proteasome core complex.
AUUGACAGUCAUCAAAACUGGAGUUGCUGUUUACGUCCGAGUCGUGAAUAGCUGUGCUAAUUUCGCAGAAUUUGAUCACUUAAUUCGUUGUUGUCUGCCUUCCGAUAAGAAUAAUUGAAAAUGGCUCGUCGUUAUGAUUCCCGUACUACGAUUUUCUCGCCGGAAGGCCGAUUGUACCAGGUUGAGUAUGCGAUGGAAGCCAUUUCACACGCCGGUACAUCGCUAGGCAUUCUGGCGAAGGAUGGUAUACUGUUGGCGGCGGAGCGCCGCAACACAAACAAGCUGUUGGACAAUGUAAUCUUCUCUGAGAAAAUUUACAAGCUGAACGAAGAUAUGGUGUGUUCAGUGGCCGGUAUUACUUCCGAUGCGAAUGUCCUUACCAACCUGCUUCGGGUCAUCGCCCAGCGGUACCAACUGAACUACGGGGAGGCUAUGCCCUGCGAACAGCUGGUCUCUCAUCUUUGUGAUGUGAAACAGGCGUACACGCAGUACGGUGGCAAGCGGCCCUUCGGUGUUUCCAUCUUGUACAUGGGAUGGGAUAAGCAUUACGGAUACCAGCUGUACCAGUCGGAUCCCAGCGGAAACUAUGGUGGAUGGAAAGCCACAUGUAUCGGGAACAAUUCAGCGGCCGCUGUUUCCGCUCUAAAGCAGGAACUGAGUGAUAGCGAUAUCAGUCUAACGCAGGCACAGGACUUGGCUGUGAAAGUACUGUCCAAAACGCUGGACAUGACCAAGCUUACGUCAGAGAAAAUUGAAAUGGCUGUUCUUACGCGUGAAAAUAACAAGACGGUCAUAAAAAUUUUGUCCAGCACAGAGGUCGAUGGGUUAAUCGCAAAGCAUGAGAAGGCAGAGGCUGAAGCAGAAGCCGCCAAGAAGGAAAAACUUGGUCAAACAUCAAAAUAAAACAUAAUUUGCAUAUAAGUUGUUCGGUUCAGGUUGAGAUGAUUGUGUACAACGGGACAGAGGAAACAUAAAAAUAAAUCAACGCACGUAAUAACGGUGCAACCAUUCAG